Molecule: messenger RNA, 309 nt
Organism: Trypanosoma conorhini
Lineage: Eukaryota; Euglenozoa; Kinetoplastea; Trypanosomatida; Trypanosomatidae
Product: sTim1
Exons: 1
Coding region: 1-309 (102 amino acids)
Source: RefSeq, a predicted model, not a curated record
AUGCAGCCAGUGCAGGCGAAUCCGCAGCUCGCUGGGUUGCCGCAGCGAGACGUCCUAGUGCUGGCGGAGAAGCUGCAGCUAAUCACAUACGACGGCUUCAUGCACUGCGCCCGGCAGUGCAUCACCCACUACGGCGAGGACUCCAUUCCCUACCACCCAGGCGAGAAGGCGUGCCUGGACCGCUGCGUCAGCAAGGUGCACAACGGACUUGAGCUCUCUCGUCAACUCAAGAGGGAGUUCGAGGAAAAAGUGAAGAAAGGCGAAAUGCCGUAUAAGUGGAUGAGAGACAUGACAUCCGCAAUGACAUAA